AUGCUUUGGCACGUUUUGUUCACGCUGCAAGCCGUCUGCACCAGCGUGGCCCUUAGCAUGCAACAUUACCCGGCGGCCUGGGGACACUAUGACGUGUGCAAGUCCCAGAUCUACACGGAGGAGGGCCUGGCAUGGGACUACAUGGCCUGUCAGCCGGAAGCCACCGACAUGACAAAGUACCUGCGAGUGGCCCUCGACCCCCAAAACAUCACGUGUGGAGAUCCGCCAGAAACGUACUGCGCUUUGGAAAACCCUUACAUGUGCAACAAUGAAUGUGACGCUGCCACCGAGGAGCUGGCUCACCCUCCUGAGUUGAUGUUUGACUUUGAGGGUCGCAACCCCACCACCUUCUGGCAAUCCACCUCCUGGAAGAAAUACCCAAAGCCCCUGCAGGUCAACAUCACGCUGUCAUGGAACAAGACCGUUGAGCUGACGGAUGACAUCGUCCUGACCUUCGAGUCCGGCCGACCGGAGCAGAUGGUCCUGGAGAAGUCGCUGGACUACGGCCGGACCUGGACCCCGUACCAGUUCUACGCCACCGACUGCCUGGACGCGUUCACCAUGGAACCCAAGACAGUGAGUGACCUCACCCAGCGCACCCUGCUGGAUAUCAUCUGCACUGAGGACUACUCCCGAGGCUACGUGUGGAAGAACGACAAGACGGUGCGCUUUGAAAUCAAGGACCGCUUUGCCCUGUUCGCCGGCCCUCGGCUACACAACAUGGCGUCUCUGUACGGCCAACUGGAUACCACCAAGAACCUGCGUGACUUCUUCACCAUCACCGAUCUGAGGAUUAAGCUGCUGAAGCCAGCCAGUGGAGCCACCAUGAUAGAUGAGAACAACCUGUCCCGAUACUUCUACGCCAUCUCUGACAUCAAGGUGCAGGGCAGAUGCAAGUGCAACCUGCACGCCAACAGCUGUGUGUUCGACAAGGGGAAGCUGGGCUGCGAGUGCGAGCACAACACCACGGGGCCGGACUGCAGCCGCUGCAAGAGGCACUACCACGGAAGAGCCUGGAGCGUGGGCUCCUACCUGCCAAUCCCCAAAGGAACCGCCAAUAUAUGUAUUCCCAGCAAUCAUGGACCAGUGCAUCGAGCAAAUGCCUCCUCUCUUGGUGUUGCAAAUCGUAACCAAGCUCGAGUGUGCGACAACGCCAUGCUGCGCUGUCAGAACGGCGGCACGUGCCACCACCAUCAGCGGUGCCACUGUUCCCCCGGCUUCACGGGCGUCCUGUGCGAGAGAGCUCGCUGCCAGGGCCCCGGGGAGUGCGACGACCAAUUGUCCGGACGGGCCGCGCUCCAUCAUCCGCCGAUCGGCUGCCGCGCCGCCCUCAGCGCCAUCGUUCUCCCGCUAGUGAUUGUUUCCCUGUGGUGA
This is a messenger RNA of Limanda limanda (common dab), 1374 nucleotides long. RefSeq names its product netrin-G1-like. The transcript has 6 exons. The record is from RefSeq and is a predicted model, not a curated record. Gene Ontology annotation, molecular function: cell-cell adhesion mediator activity. NCBI's taxonomy places the organism in Eukaryota, Metazoa, Chordata, Actinopteri, Pleuronectiformes, Pleuronectidae. The coding region runs from base 1 to 1374 and encodes 457 amino acids.